CAUUUCUGCCUUCGUAUUUUUAGCCUACUUUUAUUCAAUACCUUCGCGGUAUUUAUUUCCUGAUUUGAUGUCUAUUUUCAAACGAGGAAUGGAGAGUUGGGGAAAAAAAAAUAGGCACAUGGCAACGUCGAUCCUGCAGCUUGGGUUUCUUCACAUUUUCCUCUCUUAAAAACCAUCCCCUCUACUGCCUGGGUGAGUUAUGUGGGUGUGUGUAAUAAAACAGUUUGCCCCCUUUUUUUUUUUUCUGCUACAAGAGUAGCAUUCUUUACACGACUAUUUUGCGGCGGCCCGCUAGGGCAGAGCUCAGUCGGCUGCAACUCUUGGGAUAUGGUAGGGGUUCGCUUCUCUCCGAGUUACAUCGACGAGCACAAAAAAAAAAGGAUUUUCUUUCGUGCAGCCAAAUCGUGAUUUGUUUCAACAGACGGCGCGUUCGUCUGCUAAGGCUACAUCAAUAAGUGUAACAAUCAACGGGGAUGAUAGGCACAACGCGGGCUGUCGUUAGUUUCGACGCGAACGAUAUCAACAUCAUCAAGCGCCGCUGUGCCACACCAUUCAAUCGCCAGUGAUUCUCACCAUGCGCAGCUAAAAACAAAUCGAUUUCGAUCGACGGAUAUUGAUUCUUUUAAAGAUAAAUAUUUACUGGAAGGUCUCGGGUCGGAGCUGCUAGAAAAAAUUUAUCCAUUUUAACAUUUCGUUUUGGUUUUUACUCUGAUGGAAUCUAAAGGAGAGCGGGAACGAUCGGCCGAGAACAGCUGCUGUGGAUCUUCAGCAACAUCGUCCACACGACGCAAAGGCAGAUGCAAAUGGUUUAACGUGUCUAAAGGAUGGGGAUUCGUUACGCCGGACGACGGAAGCCCCGACAUCUUCGUUCAUCAGAGCGUGAUCCGGAUGAGCGGGUUUCGUAACCUGGCUGAGGGGGAAGAGGUCGAGUUCGAAACCAAAGACGCAGUCAAAGGAGAAGAGGCAACGAUUGUGACUGGGCCUGGUGGAUCCGAAUGUCGCGGUUCGCAAAGGCACCCAAAAAAGUCGAUAAAAUCUAAACGGAUCAGAUGCUACAACUGCGGAGUAGUCGGAAGUCACAUCGCUUCUAAAUGCACAAUGGGACCUCAGCCCAAAAGAUGUCACCAGUGUAAAGCUGAGGAUCACCUCAUUUCUGAAUGCCCCAGUAAAUUGGAACGUCGGAGUCGGACUAAUACGAAGCCGGAAAGGAAGAAAGCGCACCUGUCUGAAAAGCAGACGAAAUUUUAGCGCAGCACAAGCAGAUCGCCGGAUCCACCUGCAGCUCAUUACGAGCCAACAGUUUUUUUCCUACCGACUACCUAUAACAUAACGAAGAGCAGCAAACGGUCCCGCCAAUUAUAAAAUCUGGAAACUUUUCUUACGUAAUGAAACAUAUCUUCGAAGGUACGUCGUUUAACGUAUCUUAUCUGCCCCUCUAGCAUUGCUCAACUGCAUUCUACUUCCACAAACGCUCCUCAGGUCACAUGGUGAAAAAAAAAAAGUUCAAAAUAUUCAGAAUCAAAAAAAUAAUUUGUCACUUUCUCCUACCAAAUGUUGUACGCCGUUAAACAUUUCAAACUAUUGUUAUUAUUAUGUACCUGGAGUAACAUAAUAAUGCCAUACAUUUAUCUACCUCGUUAAACGUCAUGACAACCCCUUCAUCAAGAAUAACGUGAAACAAUAUGCGCCCAUACUGUUUAGUUUCUUUAGUACCUUUGCGAAGUUAGAUUACUCUGAACCUGUUGCCAAUUCAUGUACUUGAUAGUUAGCAUUGAUUCCGCCACUGCCUUUUAUGGGGAAAAUUUCACUUUACGAUUAGCCUGUCAUGUUCUGUACCUACCUGUGGAAAUCAGAAAUCAUUUUUGGUUACCUUUGACAUUCAAUUGACCUGCAAAUUACUGACCAAAACAUUUGAAAUGACCACAUGCUCCAUAAUAGCAGACUCUAACACAUUUAAAUCUAAUGCAGUCUACGAGUAGUAAUGAUACAAUUGUUAGACAUUUAAAUUCUUAAUGCAGCUGCCAAAGAGUUCUAUAUUGAAUGGUGUUACCUGUUUGAAUUUCAACUAGUAGUUGCCCCAGUUUCUCUUCCAGGAAAGAAGCACAGUAAUUUCUUCCAUCACAUUGUUCAAGACCAACUUUUGGAAGUUUAAAUCACCUUCAUUUGCGUGUUUUAGUGUAAAUACAAUUGUAGUGUAAUUUUAAGGGUAAAAUUUGACCAGACUAUGUUCGUUUUCUGCGAGCGCCUAGACACAAAUAUACAACGUUGCAUAGUGUGCGUAAAAACUC
Molecule: messenger RNA, 2288 nt
Organism: Daphnia carinata
Lineage: Eukaryota; Metazoa; Arthropoda; Branchiopoda; Diplostraca; Daphniidae
Gene: lin-28
Product: protein lin-28 homolog
Exons: 5
Coding region: 712-1248 (178 amino acids)
Molecular function (GO): zinc ion binding; nucleic acid binding
Source: RefSeq, a predicted model, not a curated record